GUUAUCAAAUCUUGAUCUCUUGAGAGCUAUAAACCCAUCCCUCCAACCCCAAGAAACCAGAAGAUUCUCAUUCCCCAUUUUCUCAGUUACACAAAGAACAUUUAAAGGAGAUAAACAAACUGAAAACACACAGACAGACAUUCACAUACACACCUUUUUCUUUCUCUGUCUCUUUCUCUUUCACUUUCCUUAUCUUGAAACACCACCAUCCAGUUCUUAAUAAAACCACCAAUAAUCUCUCAAACCCUAACCCUAAAUCUGAAUCUAACGCCAAUGUCUCAGCUCAAACAAAUGUCUCAUCUUGAUAACAUACCUUCAACUCCUGGAAAAUUCAAGAUGGAAAAAUCUUCACCCUACAUUAACAGACUCAGAGUCCAUUCUUCUUUAGCAAAACUCACAUUUUGGUCCUUCAUUUUCUUGGGUGUAAUCUUAUUCUUCUUCUUUAGAUCUCCAUCCUCAAAUCCUUUACCAUCUGAUCCUUCCCGCCGUUCUCUUCGGACCUUCAACUGGGGUGGGCCUGCUUUUGAGAAACGGAUCCGUUCUUCCGCCCGAGUUAGGGCUCGUAAUGGAAUCUCCGUUUUGGUCACUGGGGCUGCCGGUUUUGUCGGCACACACGUGUCAGCCGCCCUUAAAAGACGCGGUGAUGGGGUUCUUGGUCUUGAUAAUUUCAAUGACUAUUAUGAUCCUUCUUUGAAAAGAGCAAGACAAGCCCUUUUGGAGAGAAGUGGAAUUUUCAUUGUUGAAGGCGAUAUCAAUGACAUGGCUCUAUUGAGGAAGCUUUUUGACGUUGUUUCAUUUACGCACGUGAUGCAUUUGGCUGCUCAAGCUGGAGUAAGGUAUGCAAUGGAAAAUCCUAGUUCUUAUGUUCAUAGUAACAUUGCUGGCCUUGUUAGUUUACUUGAAGUUUGUAAAAAUGCUAAUCCUCAACCUGCUAUUGUGUGGGCAAGUUCUAGUUCUGUUUAUGGGCUUAAUACUAAGGUACCAUUUAGUGAGAAAGAUAGAACCGAUCAACCCGCUAGUUUAUAUGCUGCUACUAAGAAAGCCGGUGAAGAGAUUGCUCACACUUAUAAUCAUAUAUAUGGUUUAUCUUUAACUGGCUUGAGGUUUUUCACCGUUUAUGGUCCUUGGGGUAGGCCAGAUAUGGCUUAUUUCUUUUUUACAAGGGAUAUUUUGAAGGGGAAGACCAUACCCAUAUUUGAGGCUGCUAAUCAUGGUACGGUUGCUAGGGAUUUUACCUACAUUGAUGAUAUUGUCAAGGGUUGUUUGGGGGCAUUGGAUACUGCUCAGAAGAGUACCGGUAGUGGGGGGAAGAAGAAGGGGCCAGCACAAUUAAGGGUUUAUAAUUUGGGGAAUACUUCUCCUGUGCCAGUUUCGGAUCUUGUAAGUAUUUUGGAGAGGCAUUUGAAAGUUAAGGCCAAGAGGCAUAUUUUGAAGUUGCCAAGGAAUGGUGAUGUGCCUUUUACUCAUGCAAAUAUUAGCUUGGCUCAAAGGGAGCUUGGGUAUAAGCCCACAACAGAUCUGCAGACCGGAUUGAAGAAAUUUGUGCGGUGGUAUCUCAGUUACUAUUCUGGUGGAAAGAAGGCUGCUGGUUGAAACAUUCUUUUGAUUGUGUGGUAGGACCUUUGAUUUCUUGUUCAUUAUGAUUCUUAUGAUUGUUUUUGGUAUUUCUCUGUUCCUUGUCCGAUUAUUGUUCAUCUUUCAUAUAUUUUUAAUGAUGCGAAUAUGAGGAACAUCAUGAUCUGCUAUGUUGGAGAAGUUUUUUUUGGUUGGUGGACAUUGUAUCUUGGGCAGUCAUGAGCUGUAUUAAAAGAAAGCCAGAACCUUCUUUCUAUUUUCUCUUUUUCUUUUUUCUGAAUGUAAUUGUAGUUUCGGCAUUGUAGAGUUCAUGACUGAUAGAACAUAUGCUGAUUGUUGGACAUGUAUCAUUUCCAUGCAAUUCAAUAAAUAGCAGACAUACUAGAUGAAUUGAACUA
Pistacia vera is the source of this 1973-nucleotide messenger RNA. Its product is annotated as UDP-glucuronate 4-epimerase 3. The coding region runs from base 274 to 1593 and encodes 439 amino acids. The transcript has a single exon. NCBI's taxonomy places the organism in Eukaryota, Viridiplantae, Streptophyta, Magnoliopsida, Sapindales, Anacardiaceae. The record is from RefSeq and is a predicted model, not a curated record.